This is a messenger RNA of Penicillium brasilianum, 381 nucleotides long. Lineage: Eukaryota; Fungi; Ascomycota; Eurotiomycetes; Eurotiales; Aspergillaceae. The record is from the annotation of a GenBank genome assembly.
AUGCUGGGUUGUAGCUGCGCCUGGCCACACUUAUCAGCUGCCACCCCCGAUUCGCCAGUUCAAAAAUGUUUAGCCCCCGAACCAGGAUUGCCCGUGCAGCAUCUAGCACCGUCCAUGGCCCUGGCAGCGUGCAUAGUCGGUCCCAGCGGCCACUGGCGCGAACCCUCACAGCCUAGCAACAACUUCUACAGCCUCUGGCUCCUCACCCAGGACACGCACUUGCCUCAGGCAGCUGCUUCGAACACUAGUUCCCCAAUGAGCGAGUCUUACUCUACGCGGUCUACACCUGAGUUCCAUCCUACUCCCAAUACUCCUCUGUCACCUGCCGCCCUGGACACUGGAUCAUGGUGCCGUGGAGAGCCUAGAGAAGUUGGAUUAUAG